GCUGCUGCCUCCAAACUGCCUGGGGAGGGAUGUGCUGAAGUGUCAGAAUGAAACUCCAGCUUCUCUUGAUCUCCUUCCUCUGUCUCCUUUCCAAGGUCUGUGCUCAGCUCUGUCAGACUCCAUGCUAUUGCCCUUGGCUCCCUCCCCGUUGCCCACCAGGCUCCCCCUUGGUUCUGGAUGGAUGUGGCUGCUGCAAUAUAUGUGCUCGUAGGUUGGGAGAGCCCUGCAACUACCUUCAUGUGUGUGAUCAGAGCCAGGGUCUUGUCUGUGAUUACAGCAUUGCUUCUACAGGGAGAGCCACCUGCAAUUAUGAGGAGGGAGAUGACAGCUGCGAAGUGAAUGGAAAGAUCUAUCGGGAUGGUGAAGCAUUCCAGCCAAGCUGUAAACUUCGGUGCCAUUGUUCAGGGGGAGGUGUGACAUGCGUCCCCCUCUGCAGUGAGGAUAUCCGCCUCCCCACUCCAGACUGCCCCCAUCCAAGGCGUGUGGAAGUCCCAGGGAAGUGUUGUCAGGAAUGGAUUUGUGAGCGACAAGACAGACAGGUCUUUCAGGACGCCUUGGCAGCGCAAAGGCUGCCUGGGAUAGCAUCGAUCGCUUUCCCCUAUCCGUGUGAAGAGUGGAGCACAGAGUGGUCAGCCUGCUCGGUGACCUGUAACAUGGGGAUUUCCACCCGCGUAUCUAACCAGAAUGGGUACUGCAGGCUUGAGACUCAGAGACGUUUGUGCUUCCUCAGACCUUGCCAAGGUCUUGUGAGGACUGCCAGUGUGAGAGGAAGAGGAAACCGGCUGUAAAAUUAUCCGCUCAGAAACUGAUAUAUUGAAGUUUUCCCAGCAACUUCGGCACAAGCCCAAAUUGCUCUUGUUUCUUUGGUGAUGGGAGCAUUGCCUAGGAACUUGCAUUUGCUCCUCAUUUGCUUAUUUCUUGAGUGACUUCAGCUGGAAAAGAGCAAGAAGACAAAAGACCAAUCCCUUGGCAUGGCCGGCAUGGGCCUUCCCCAUUGAUUCCACAGCAGUUACACGAGAGAAUGUUAUUGUUCAGUGAGAAAAGCCAGGCCAUAGGGUUUAUACUGUACAACACUGAGGUGUUCAUUACCAGCUUGUGGCUACUAUUAUAAAUCAACCCAUUGGGAAGGAGGGGGAGAGCAAGACAUGAUGCUUUGCAGCUACCAUAGUUCAAGAAAAGAUGUCCAGUUAUUCUCUCUGCAAUCUCUUCACUGAAAAAUAAUUCUGAUGACCCAGCCGGAGAAGGAGAUGCCAUUUUUUUCACCAUAGGUUGUUUCUUAGAAAUAAAUAAACAAAUGCAAUUACAAAUGA
Eublepharis macularius is the source of this 1310-nucleotide messenger RNA. RefSeq names its product cellular communication network factor 5 (gene CCN5). The record is from RefSeq and is a predicted model, not a curated record. Gene Ontology annotation, cellular component: extracellular region; extracellular matrix. Gene Ontology annotation, molecular function: heparin binding; integrin binding. Gene Ontology annotation, biological process: signal transduction; cell adhesion. The transcript has 5 exons. NCBI's taxonomy places the organism in Eukaryota, Metazoa, Chordata, Lepidosauria, Squamata, Eublepharidae. The coding region runs from base 48 to 788 and encodes 246 amino acids.